This is a messenger RNA of Schistosoma mattheei, 1949 nucleotides long. The record is from the annotation of a GenBank genome assembly. Lineage: Eukaryota; Metazoa; Platyhelminthes; Trematoda; Strigeidida; Schistosomatidae.
CUUUCAACUCCCAUUUUUCGUAGGUUAGUCCAAGUUUCGGUAACAUUUUUUAAUUAAACGCAACAACACACUUCACUAUUAUAUAAGGAUACCAGUAAAGUUAUAACGAUGAUCAACCAAUCAGAUGUAAAUGAAACACCCGAAAGAUAAAUUCUGUGGCUAAAUGAUUGAUCCUUUCCGCAUGAUGUAGACUGGCAAUAUUAAUUAUUUUUCCCAUAUAUUCAAAACGUAUACUAGUAAGGCUAACAAAACAGAUAUUAUUCACAAAGUAUCUGUACCCCGUUUCACAUACCAGAUUAUUGAAGGUGUUCUUCCAACCUAUUGAGUGUUUCGACUGCUUCGGUAAUGUACUGAGUAACACUUCUAGAGUCCUCGCACUAAUAUCAACUUUAGCUUCUGUACUACAAAGAACAUUGUCUCACCACAACCGUCAAGCGUAUGUAGCGUAGGUUUAAGGGGUGAACCGGACCAUAAUAACUAGUUAAAUGAAGCAGUACGAAAGGCAACUGUAGUGUUCUUUAUUUGGCGUAAAUGGGUCAGUCUUUAUGUGCUCCUGUUCUAUCCAAGGAAACAAAGAGCUGGCAGAAUGAAAAUUAUAGUGUUGCAGUAUCCAGCAUGCAAGGAUGGCGUGUACAUAUGGAGGACGCUCAUAUGUGUUUACUAGAGCUUCCUGGUGAUCCAAAGGCUGCCUAUUUCUCAGUUUUUGAUGGACAUGGAGGUACAAGAGUGGCAAAUCAUGCAAGUCGUCAUCUUCACGAGAAAAUUCUUGAACAAAUUGAAUAUAGUCGGAAUGACAUAAAAGAGGCUAUUCGUCAUGCCUUUCUUUCUAUGGAUGCUGAGAUGCAAUCUGAAAUGACCACAUAUUCUGUUAAAUCAUCGGCACCGAAAUUAGACAGCUCAGUUAAUUUAACAGCUCCUGGUUCAGUUGUGGCAGUGAAAGAUGGUACUGUUGAAACCCACAAUGACAGUACAACAAGCUUCUCUUUGAAAAUUCCAAAUCCAGGUGAUGAAUUGGCUGGAUCCACUGGAAUAAUAGUCCUACUGAAAGAUCAAAUGCUUUAUUGUGGAAAUGCUGGAGACAGCCGUGCAGUAUGUAGCAGACGUGGAGUCGCAGAACCUUUGUCUACAGAUCACAAACCAACUCUACGUGCUGAGAAAGAACGUAUUUCUGCUGCUGGUGGUUGGGUCGAUGCAAAACGUGUGAAUGGGAACCUUGCACUAUCACGAGCUUUCGGGGAUUUCGUCUUCAAGCGUAAUCCACACCAGUCUGCCGAAAACCAAAUCGUAACUGCAAAUCCGGACGUUUUUGUUCGACGACUUUCAGUCGAAGAUGAUGAAUUUAUUGUACUGUGUUGCGAUGGUAUAUGGGAUGUAAUGACAAAUCAGGAAGUUGUAAGCUUUAUUCGUCUGCGACUCAGUUAUGGUAUGCUUCCAUCUAAAGUAUGUGAAGAACUUAUGAUGCGAUGUCUAGCACCUGACUGUCAUACAAAUGGUUUGGGCUGCGAUAACAUGACUGUCGUUUUGGUCUGUCUCUUACAAGGACGCCCGUUCUCGGAUUUGCAACGCAAGUGUUCUCGAUCGUGUCCAGCCGGUCCAGCAGCCGAUAUUUUAGGUGCAUGAAGCUAUGGGAAUUUAUCGCCGUGAAUUUCCUUUGUAGUCCCAGCUGAGAGCUUCGCCUUGUCACUUAUUUUGAUCUAAUAUUUACAAUAAUUUUUUUUACCUCCUAAGUAGUCUUGCAUUUUGUUUCUAAGAACUGUAACCUCACUGCAUGUAAUUAUUUUAAAAAUUCGGUUAAUUCUUGAAUGAUACUAAAAGUUGUGACGAUUUACCAUGCUUGUUGGGCGUUAUGCAUUAAUCUUGUUGGUAGAUAGAUGUGUUAUAUAACUUAUCAAAUUGAAUGGAAGUUUGCUUAUCUAUCAUAUUGAAUAACAUUGCAAUUAGCUGUUUGA